Molecule: messenger RNA, 1887 nt
Organism: Lactuca saligna
Lineage: Eukaryota; Viridiplantae; Streptophyta; Magnoliopsida; Asterales; Asteraceae
Source: the annotation of a GenBank genome assembly
AUGCCUAGAUCUUUUCGUACAGGUACACCAUUGCCAAUUGAUUCGGAAAUAGAGAAGACUGCAAAGAAGUUAAGGAAGCAAGCCAAUCUUCGUAAGAGGCAACCGGGUUCCGGGACUUCUUCAUCAUCUACUCCCUCGGUCAUCAACAUUUGGGAGGACAUACCCCUCUCAAGUGUAUCCACAUCAGAAACAGAAAGUCUCUCACUCUCAUCACAACCAUCUUCACCCAACAAUACCACUUCACCUUCUUCACCUAUUCAUAAUAUCCUAAACACUUCGCCUACAGAAACAUCACCCACUUCUCAAGCCAUGGCAGACAUCCCUGGAGGAAAUCCGCCUCCAAACCCACCACCCGAACAAACCCUCCGCCAAUGGUCAAGACAAGAGCCAUUGGCUGAAAAGAGCUUAAACUCGACUAACAAUGAUUUUGUGGAGUUAGUCUUGUCACAAAAAUUAGACAGGUACAAAGCCGAAGAACUUGCAAAGGAGUGCGGUACAAACGAGGAGGUGCUGGAGAUUUUGAAAUUCAAGGAUGAUAAGCACGUGUGGAUUGAUGGAAGAGAAGUAGAGUCACCCACCACUAAAGCCAAAUUCCUUCCACCGGUGGAACAAGCACAAGAUUUGAGAGCAAAAACUCCACUGGGCCCUAUAAAGCAAAUACAUGUCGAGAAGGAGAGCACUCAACCGGUCAUCAACUCAAAUAAAUUAUCAAAGAAGGAAGAGAUUCAACAGGGCAAACUUGAGUCAUUCCUUAAACGAGGUCAUGCCAUCCAAAAAUUCGCGCAUGUUCCAACUUUGAAAGAGUUGCAUGUUUACAAUCAAGUCAAAACCCUGUUUCGCAACAUAGGGUGGCACGGCUUGUUGAGGGUCCAUGAAUUGAGCUAUAAAGUCCCAACUGCUGAGUUUCUAUCCUCAGUUUAUUUAGAUCAUGGGAUCCUCUACUUCCGUCUAAUGAAUCAAGACUAUGAGAUCUCCUUGGAUCAAAUCAAUGCCAUUGUGGGGGCCCCAACGGAAAACACAUUUGGCCCCACUGAUCCAAUCCAAGGAUACUAUGACAUGACUUGGUGGACCCAGCUCACCCAAUUACAUCCAUAUGUCUCUAGCGCUGCUAAAGCCUCAUCACUUAUCCAUCCUGUGAUUAAGGUAGCUCACAGAAUCAUUGCUUCGCUCGUCGCCCCUAGAGAGGAGCGAAGCACCAUUAGCGCGCUGGAACUUAAAAUCCUUUAUGCAAUGACCCAUCCCGAGAAUAACCUCAUUCCUCAUUAUGGUCGGUUUCUGUGCCACAAGCUCAUCCGCCUUAGCGCAUCCCGAUCAGGAAAGAUUGUUUGCGGGGGUAUUGUCAGCAUGCUCGCCAAGAGCGCCCACAUCCGAGCCCCAUACCCCGGUCCCCACCAGCCACUGCCGGGUGAGCCUUAUCUCACCACUGCUAUCCUUGAGUCCAUGCGACUCUUCCGCUCGGCAGGCGAUGAAAAUAAAGGCAUUCUUGAUUUCCGAAAUCCCAUUCAUAUGACUGAUUGGCAAAUCAUUCCAUACAUCUUCCCCCACUCUUAUUCCACCGAGGUCGAUGAGCAAAGCGAAGAAAACGAGGAAGAAGGUGAUGAUGAUGAAGAAGAGGAGGAGCCUCACCAUGCUUCUCCCACCGGUGGUGGCAGCUCAUCCCGUUUUGCUGCACCCCCGCCUUAUCAUCAACAAUAUAUGGACGAAUUCCAAUCAAUCCAUACCCGCCUCGACACCUAUCAGCAGGAUAUUACCAGCCUGACCCAGAAUUUUUCCACCUUCACCACCCAGUACGCUCGGGAUCAAGAGCGUCAACGCAAACAUGAGGAGGACUUCUGGGCUUGGACCCGAAACCCCAGCUACUAUCCUCCUCCUCCACCUCCGUUUUAG